GGAACUAAGAUAUAAAACCCCAAAAGCCGGGAAUCAGUCGAGCCUCAAGCUGCCGGAUCCAGUUCGCCCGAGCGCUGAAGCUACUUCCCGACUCUGAAGUCGAAAUGGCCUACGCCGUGGUAUCAAGAUCGUCGACGGCUGCCAUGAGCAUCACAUUGGCGUUUGUAUCUGCCUCCGCCAUCCUAUCUCUUUAUUUCGUGACGAAGAAGUCGAGAGAGUUGGGUUCCAAAGUCCGAGAGCUCGAGGCUUCUCUGGCAGCUUCUUUAAAGAAAACCAUCGCCGAGAGACAAGGCCGAAUACGGGCACAGCAGGCUUUAAGGAAAGCAGUUUCGGAACCGAAGUCUGAUAGCGUGGAGUGUACUUUGUAUCCCAUGGCACCAAUUGGUACUAUCCAAUCAUCCUUCUCUACUAGGAAUGGGACUCCGAGGCAAUCUUUAGUGGUACCUCUUGCGAGGGCACGGUUGGUGUUUUCUUCUCGCAUUCCUCCAGCUUCCAUUGAAGGUCUUGGAGAAUAUUCCCAUUGCUGGGUCAUAUAUGUCUUUCAUUUAAACACAAAUCUUGACAAGUUGUGGAAGGAUCCAUCGAAAUCGAAAUUCAAGGCUAAAGUUAAAGUACCGAGGUUGAAAGGCGAAAAAGUAGGAAUCUUUGCUACGAGAUCCCCACAUAGACCAUGCCCAAUUGGAAUCACCAUUGCAAAGGUGGAGGCUAUCCAGGGACAUCAAAUUCUACUCUCUGGUGCCGAUCUUGUUGAUGGAACUCCAGUACUUGAUGUUAAACCUUAUCUACCGUACUGUGACAGUAUCCAAGAUGCAACAGUCCCUAAGUGGUUAACGGGGGAAAAUGUAUUGUCUGUUGCAUCCAUUUGCUUCUCUGAGGAAUUUACUCCCUCGCUAUCGGAGUGUUGGCCACUAAUAGAAAAGAAAUCGCUUUAUGCAUCGGCAGAUGAGUUGAAAAGCUUUGUGAAGCAGGUGCUUUCAUGGGAUAUUCGAUCAUUGUCACAACGUAGUCAACCUCAUGAAUCCUACCUUACGACUACAAGAGGACAUGAGUUGUCCGAUGGUAGUUCAGAUUCAGAUGGUCACCUAGAUGAAACACUUCCUAGUGGAACUUCCCAAAGUUCUUCUAAGAGCGUUGUCUAUCACCUACUUGUAGAUGGAUUAAAUGUGUCAUACACAAUCGGUUGCCAAGGCGACGUGGUUGUGAGAAAAGUGGAGGUUGCAUCACCCAGCUGAAUAGGCCAAUCAGGGUAACUUGUCUUUUUACUAUGUAGGGAAUUCUCACUCAAAACUAAACUGCCUUGUAUGGAGCUCGAUCUCCUUACAUUUCUUAUUCAUCUUUCUCUUCACAAAAGGUGUAUGGUUGAAAUUGAGACAAGCAUGCUGGAUAGAAUCUUAGUCGUGGGUUGUUAGAUGGUCAGUGAAAUAGUUUUGGUUGAAAAUGUGUGGCUAUCUGCUGAUGAGUGAUUGUUUGACUUUUGUACCACAUUCUUAAAGAAGGGAAAUGUUUUGAAGUCUA
Messenger RNA from Cucurbita maxima (winter squash), 1515 nucleotides. Its product is annotated as putative S-adenosylmethionine-dependent methyltransferase RcsF. The coding region runs from base 105 to 1232 and encodes 375 amino acids. Lineage: Eukaryota; Viridiplantae; Streptophyta; Magnoliopsida; Cucurbitales; Cucurbitaceae. The record is from RefSeq and is a predicted model, not a curated record. The transcript has 9 exons.